Molecule: messenger RNA, 1104 nt
Organism: Zygosaccharomyces rouxii
Lineage: Eukaryota; Fungi; Ascomycota; Saccharomycetes; Saccharomycetales; Saccharomycetaceae
Gene: MAK32
Product: Mak32p
Exons: 1
Coding region: 1-1104 (367 amino acids)
Source: RefSeq, a predicted model, not a curated record
AUGCGAGAACUACAGCACCUUCAAGAAACCCCAAUGGAACCCACUUCGAAUGAAUUGGGGCCCCUGGUGACUACCAAUGGUAUGUUCAUCAUUGAUGAAAUCCAUGAGCAAGAUGGCAAAGUACACACGGAUAUUCCUGGAGGUGGGGGUAUGUUUGCCAUGCUUGGUGCAUGCAUUGUAACCAGCUCAGCCCAAGUUUCCGAAAAUUUAAAAUGGAUUAUAGAUCGUGGUCAUGAUUUCCCACCAUCUUUAACCUCUGUAAUUGAAUCUUGGGGGACAGGAGUUCAUUUCAGAGAUGAUAAUUCGAGGUAUACCACCAGAGGUGGGAAUUUCUACAGAAAUGAAGACUUGAGAGAGUUUGAAUAUUUGACUCCCAAGAAACAAAUUACGGUACAGGAUUGGAUUGAUAGUUGGGGUCUUGAGGUACUGUCACAGCUGAAAUGUAUCCAUUUACUUUGUUCAGCUGAGAGGUGUCUUCAAAUACUAGAUCAACUCGCAGAGAAGCAACUUGGUCCCAAGACGUUUGUAUGGGAACCAAUUCCUGAUUUAUGUAACCAGGAACAUGCUCCCCAAAUCAUGCGUGUGCUUCAGAGACCAGAAACUGUUAUCUUUUCCCCUAAUGCUGAGGAAGGCGCCAGAUUGUUGGGAGAUGAAGAACCCUUACAGUUGGAUCAAGUUCUAGAGUACAUUUGGAAAUUCGACAACUUGAUAUCACCACAUCAUUCCUGUGUUUUAAGAUGUGGGAAAAUGGGGAGUGUGGCACUAAGCAGUAGGGACAUCCACACUCGAAAGCGUCAAGUAAUCCACUAUCCUGCGUAUCACAGCGCUUCGCCCGAGAAAGUAGUAGACCCUACGGGAGGUGGUAACUCAUACCUUGGUGCAUUUUGUCUUGGUUACUCGCUCACGCAAGAUUUACACGUUGCAAGCAUUUGUGGGAAUUUAGCUGCUGGAUGUGUCAUCGAGCAAGUGGGGAUCCCGCAUUUCGACCAUAGUACAAGACAGUGGAACGGGUUAACCCUUCCACAGAGGAUUCAUCACUAUUUGCAAACUUAUCAUAUUUCUCAGUAUACAUCACUAGAUAUGUACCAACAACUAUCGCCAUGA